GGUCCCGCCCCCGCUCUCCAUAGUUACGGCGCCCCUGAGGUGGCGGCCAUCUUGGCGGUGGAGCGAUGAGCGGGUCGAACCCGAAGGCUGCGACUGCGGGUUCGCAGGCUGGGCCCGGCGGGCUGGUGGCUGGCAAGGAGGAGAAGAAGAAGGCGGGCGGCGGCGUCCUGAACCGGCUCAAGGCGCGGCGCCAGGGGCCCCCACACACGCCCGACGACGGCCCCGGGGCCGCCGUCACGGAGCAGGAGCUGCUCGCCCUGGACACGAUCCGCCCCGAGCACGUCCUACGCCUCAACCGGGUCACCGAGAACUACCUGUGUAAACCAGAAGACAAUGUCUACAGUAUCGACUUUACCCGCUUCAAGAUUCGAGAUCUGGAGACGGGGACAGUUCUCUUUGAGAUUGCCAAGCCGUGCAUCUCAGACCAAGACCAGGAUGCGGAGGAGGAGAGCGUCGACGUGGAUAUCAGUGUGGGCCGUUUCGUUCGGUAUCAGUUCACACCGGCGUUUCUCCGCCUCCGGACUGUUGGCGCCACGGUAGAGUUCACUGUGGGUGACAGGCCGGUGACAGGCUUCCGGAUGAUCGAGCGGCAUUACUUCCGGGAGCGGCUGCUGAAGACCUUUGACUUUGAUUUCGGCUUCUGCAUCCCUAGCAGCAGAAACACGUGUGAGCACAUCUACGAGUUCCCGCAGCUCUCCGAGGACGUCAUUCGUCUGAUGAUUGAAAAUCCCUAUGAGACGCGCUCUGACAGCUUCUACUUUGUUGACAACAAGCUGGUGAUGCACAACAAGGCGGACUAUGCCUAUAACGGAGGCCAGUAACCGCUGCGGGAGUGGACAGGGAGGUCCUCUGCCGCCACCAUGAGCACCGAGCAGGAAUCGCAGCUGCCGCCCGUCAACACCCACCUCGAACCUGGUCCAGGAAGCUGCAGCUGGUGGGGUUUUGUGCUCCAAGGAAGUGCCAGCCAGCAGUUUCUCUUCCCAGUGUUUGUUCCCUGCCCCCUAGGUCACAGAGGUAUUAUAGUGAAGUAAAAGAUUAGGGUAAGGUUCCCGGGAUCCAGAUAAAAGAUUAUUUCUCUAUAGUCUUAGCUGUGCACUGCUUAUCCCGACAAGCCUGACUGUCCAGGCACAGCUUUGUCCGCCAGAAGGCUUGUGCUGGGCUGGGCUACAGGUUCCCAGCCCCUGCAGGUUCCUGGGUGCUUUGGGCAGCGGAGAGCAGCUCACUUCUCUCUCAUCCCGUGCCAUUGGCACAGUCUGUCCUUGCCUAUGCAGUUAGGCCAACUGGAAGAAACUUGAAGAGUGACUGGGGUAGGCAGAGCCCGGGCUAAGCCACUGGGUUGGGAGGUAGCACCAGAGUCAAAGAUAAGGUUUUGAGGAGGCUUCUUACUGCCUUUGAGAAGCCACAGCCAGGCCUAGGAGGGACCACGGUCUCAGCCUGGUGGCACCUUCUGUUCUUGCUCUAGAAACCAUGAGCCUCCCUCCUGCUCCCCUGGCUAUGACUUUUACCAUGUCCUGCCGUGGCCCUGGGCAGUUCUGUUCACAGAACAUGGUGUCUCUCUUGAGUUUAGUGUGCACUCUGUGCUUUGCGCUCUUCCUUCUCAGACUUCUUUGGGGAUUUUUACAACGUCAGUAUUUAGAACCCAGGAUGCUGAUAGAUUGUGAUAGGACUGGUUGGCUCCCAGGCUAAUGUGGCUCGUGGGAGAGGCACAGUUGGGGCUUUAGAGAGAGCUGACUCUGUAUCCAGAGAGCCUGGAAGAGAGGCUCUGGGUGGGGAUUGCCUCUAGAGCAAUCUGAUGUUGAGGAGUGCUUUCCUGUCUGUUUGCCUUUCUGCUGAAGUCACAUGGUCCUGCCCCAGACUGCUGCAUGUGUGAGUGUUUGGGAAGGGCAGCAUAGGCUGAGGUUGUCUGUCAGAGCAGUCCUUAGAUGUGCCUCAGGGGUCCUCAGAUCCCCACUGACUGACUCCCACCUCUCUGGCUCCCUAGGUUGUCCCUGUGGGCAGUUCUAGGAUGCUGUGGCUGGGGUUCAUUUGUCAUUGAAUGAAGUGCUGGAAGGGCGGGUGUACAUGAAGUGUCUCUGAGGCACCGUGUUACCUGUAAUGUCACCUGUGAUGAGACCAGGGCCCCAGAGUACUUGAGAGAAAGGAUGUGCUUUGGCCAGUGUCGCUGUUGUCUUCUAGGGUGUUAGUGGUCCUGGGUUUGGACCCAUGCCCUGUACCGGGCCAGCACCUGACAGUGCUGUGAUGCUGUGCUCCGGGGGCUUCGGGACGGGGAAGCCUAGUUAUCCUUCAUGCUGCACUGCAUUUACCCACUGAGAUAGAUGGGGGGCCCAGGUGCCCUAUGGUGGGCACCUCCUGACCAUUCCAGUGGAUCUCAGAACUGGAGUCCAUUCCAACUCUAGGUGCCUUAAGUGUGGCUCUGCCCCAUGUGCUGCUGGGAGCUGCGGGGCCAAUCUCCCUCACCUGCAUACAGACAUGAGUGUCUCUCUGCCUUUCCUCACGUGGCUCGUCUGGUGAGCUUUCCAUGCUCUUGACAAGCCUCACAGUGUUUGCUGUAUUCCAGAGUCUGGGAAGUGUUUGGUACCCGGUGUAUCAGUAAAUACUGCCUAGCGUGUGCUUCCGAGAGCUGCGUGGUCUUAGCUCAGUAGCACGCACCCUGGGACGCUCCUGUUUUCUGGCACGCUGUCUCCUGCCUGUCAUGCUGGCUUUGCUUGGAGAGCCCUCAUGGAGGAGCUGGCCACACUACUGGCUGGAGAAGGGCUGCAUCCCCUUUCCCUUCAGCCUGUUCUCAGAGCACACUGAGGCCGGGUGCUCAGUCAUCCUGGUAGGAUGGAGCAGUCUUUAGCUUCUGAAGGGCCAGUGGUCCGUGUCUGGCUGCUUAGGGAAGCAGCUUGCUGCUUGCUAGAGAGUUUGAAAUUCCAACCUUUGUGCCUGACUUGUGUAAACUGGAAGUCAUACUUUGUAAAUAACGGAACAAGCAGAAGCCGAGUCAGAAGUCAAACUGUCCAAGAACACCAGUGGCUACAGUGGCUUCCUGUGAUGCACCGGAAGAGGGAAUCAGUGCUUGCUUGGGGGUCAGGCAUGCCCCAUGCCCAGAACAGUAAUCUGAGAGGAUGGCAGCCCCUGGGGACCUCGUCCCCACCUUGGGCUGAACCCUUCCUGGUAUGAGGCAAAGUUCUGCUCCAUCUCCAUCCUUGCCCCAUGUUAGGGGCUGAGCUGCCCUUCUAAACCGUAAAAACAGGAAUAAAGACGGCCAGUACUUGGGCUGACAUAAGCUCUUAUCUCAGGUUAGCCCAUCGCUGGCUCAUAGGAGCCUUCUGAAGCUUCUCCUGGCCCCGGGCAUCUGAUUUCCAGUCCUUAGGGACAGCAUUUUGCCAUGUCUAGGGUGGGCCAUAGACUCAGAUUCUGAAAACAUCCACAUUCCAUGUCCAAAGCACCAUAGCCACAGGGAGUCUGGACGAGGUGGGCGCAUUCUUGUUCGUGAGGGAUCAUGGCCUUUACGAUGCUGUCACUCAAGUUGUGAAAGUCCAUUUUCCCUGUAAAUCUAUUUUUCACAGAAAUAGGAAACAUCUCUGUCCUUAAAAUCCUCAGUCCAAAACAAAUCAGGUGAUUCUAUUUGUAUAAGAUUAUUUUACCACAAGAAACAGUAAUAAAGAUUUUUCACAAUA
This is a messenger RNA of Mus caroli (Ryukyu mouse), 3662 nucleotides long. RefSeq names its product unc-119 lipid binding chaperone B (gene Unc119b). Gene Ontology annotation, biological process: cilium assembly; lipoprotein transport; nervous system development. Gene Ontology annotation, molecular function: lipid binding. Lineage: Eukaryota; Metazoa; Chordata; Mammalia; Rodentia; Muridae. Gene Ontology annotation, cellular component: cilium. The record is from RefSeq and is a predicted model, not a curated record.